GCGCAGGAUGAGCGGGCGCCCCCCCGCGGCCGGCGGCGCAGCGGCCCCGCGCCAUGGAGGGGUUCCCCGCCCGCGGGUACGGCACCGGCGGCGCGGACAACCGGCCGCUCUUCGGGGAGACCUCGGCCAGGGACAGAAUCAUCAAUCUAGUUGUUGGUGGCUUAACGACCUUGCUGCUUGUAGUCACUCUAAUCAGUGCUUUUGUCUUCCCGCAACUACCUCCAAAACCUGUGAAUGUAUUUUUUGCUUUCUGCAUCUCCUUGUGUUGCAUUUCUGCUGGCAUUCUUAUCUACUGGUAUCGACAAGGAGACCUGGAACCCAAAUUUAGAAAUCUAAUUUACUACAUAUUGUUUUCUAUUGUCAUGUUAUGUAUAUGUGCCAACCUGUACUUCCAUGAAGUGGGUAAAUGAAGGACAUUGGGAAUACCCAGCAAUGAUGCUGCUGUGUCAGACUGCUUCCAGCUCAGCUCUCAACUCUACUCAAGACAUUGAAGUGAGAACCAUCAGCCUGAGAGGAAAGAAGUGGGUUGUGCAAGGAUAAAUCAGUACAUGAUUUUCAUGUAAAUGUAUAUGUAAUGUCCCUCUUGUUGGGGAAAAUUAUUGCCAUAAGACGUGACAUUCUGCUUUUUUUUGAAGAGCUACUGUUGCGCUUAAUGAACAUUCCAGUUGUACUGAUGUUUCAGAAUGGCACAAGCUUUUUCAUUUUGGAAAAAAAAUGCACUUUUUUUAAUUACUGUACAAAUAAACUGCAGCACUGAAAGGAUCUGUGGCAGUAUAAAUAAAUGGCAUCUUACAGUCAA
Molecule: messenger RNA, 799 nt
Organism: Lonchura striata (white-rumped munia)
Lineage: Eukaryota; Metazoa; Chordata; Aves; Passeriformes; Estrildidae
Gene: TMEM243
Product: transmembrane protein 243
Source: RefSeq, a predicted model, not a curated record